AUGCCUGGCGAUAAUAACUGUUUUUAUAACAUAAAUUUGAGCAUUCACAAAAUAUUCAACCCUAGAUAUAGUGCUCCGAAUAAAAUAAAUGAUGAAAAUAAACCUGCGAAUAAAAAAAGAAGAUGUACAGUAUCAUAUAUAAAUGAAAGAAAUGUAAUACAAAAAUAUAAUAAUGAUUAUUUAAAUUAUAAUUUUAACAAUUCAAUAACUAAAAGACGAAAAUGUUCUCCAAAUUUAGCAUAUCCUAACAAAAAAUAUUCACCACUUUUAAAUAGAAGAGAGUUAAGAAAUAGUGUUAACCAAAGUAUAAAAAAAAGUGAAGUUUUAAGAUCUAUAGUUAGUGAAACUAUUGAAAAAAAAAAAACAGAAAAAAGUGGGAAUAAAGAUAAUGAAAAUUUUUUUAAUAUAAAUAAAAAAGCAUAUUAUCUUAGUAGAUAUUCGGAAGAUAAUAAUUCAAAUGGAAUAGAAAAUGUUAAAGAUAAAAAAAAUAUUAAAUUAUAUUUAUCUGGAAAUAAUAAAGUAGGUUCUACAGUAAAUCUUAACGAAUCAUUUAUAAUGAGUAAUUUGGCUCAAAGUGAAAAUUGUUUUAGAAAUAAAAAUAUGGAUAGUUUAAAUACGUUUCGAGAAAAUAUUCCAAUUUAUGUUAAUUCUCAAUCAACAUUUUCUAGUUUUAAUUUUGAUAGAGAUAUUGAAAAUAAAUAUGUAAAAAAAAUAUUACAAGAUAAUUGUCAAACAGUAGACAAUGAGCAAUUUAAACAAAAUGAAAAACAUAACAUGAUGCAAAAUUCGUGUCGAAUAAAAAAUAAAUAUUCUUAUAUCACAGAUAUGAAUCAUAUUGAAAAACAAGAAUUAGAAGAUGAUAAUAAUGAAAAAAUUAAAAAAAAUAAAUAUAUAUUAAUGAAUAAUAAUAACAAUAGAAACAUUAUUAGUAAUAACCACAAUGAUAAACCAAAUAGGAAUACUAUAACAAAUUCUUUAAAAAGAAGACAUAGUAUUCAGUUUGAAAAAGAACAUGAAAAAUAUAAUUAUUCAGAUUCAAUUUAUGUUAAUAAACGAUUUAAAGAAAACGAUAAAAACGAUAAAAACGAUAAAAAUUGUAAAAGUAGCACACGUCGACAUAGUGAUGUUAUUAAUUCUAAUUCUAUAAAUAGCAUAUAUAUGAAUAAUAUGAGAAAUUCUGUUAAUUUUCAAAAUAAUAUGGAUCUGAAUAUGGCUAGACAAUAUAAUACAUCUAAUAAUUCACAUAAUUUUAAAAACAUAGAUGUCAAUAAAAAUGCAAAGGACCAAAAUGAAGAAAAACCAUGGUUUAAAAAUUGCUUCUUGAAAAAUGAUGGCAUAUUUGACAAUCACCAAGGAAUUCGAAAGAAAAAAGUUGAUAGCGCAAACUCGAAUGGACAUGACGGAACCAAUUUGAAGAAUGAUGCAGAAUACCUUUUUAGCACCGAAUUUUUUAAAGACGUUUAUUCGAAUAUUCAAAGAAAAGGAGAAUUAAAUUUUAUUGACGAAUUAUUGGAAAAGGAUAGCGAAUAUUAUAUUAGCAAAAGUAAAUUAAAUAAAAUUGUUGAAAAUGCAAAAAAUAAAGAAACAAAAUAUCAUUAUAUAGAUAGAUUGUUUUUGUAUAGACAUGCAAAACAUGUAGUAGGAGAUAAAGAAUAUGAAGCAUAUAAAAAUAAAUGUAGAUCUAAACAAAAAUAUUUAGAUGUACCUUUUCCAAAUUUAUCAGAAAUUAUGAAUCUUCAUCCUAUUAGUGAUUUAGACGAAAUAGAUGAUAGUGAUGAAUUUUAUGGAGCAGAAGUAAAACUACUUGAAGAUUUUUAUUCUAAACCCCCUAAAACCAAACAACAUAAUAAAAUAUGUAAAUUUUUUGAUAAAAAAAAUGAUUUUGAAAAUAAAAUAAUAAUAAAAAAACGACAUCCAAUAAAUAAACCUAAUAAUGAUCUAUAUGUAUUAGGAACUAGAGAAAAAUUAAUAAAUUUAAUGAAUAAAUUUAAAAGAGAAAAAGAUUCUUUUUUUGAAAAAAUAUUAGAUGCACCAGAUUUUUCGAAAUUAUUAGAACCUGUACAUUCAGUUAAUGAAAGCUUUUUAUUAUCACAUCAAUUAUUUAAUCUUCAACAUGCUGCACAAUUUGGUCCAGUUGUUUAUCUUAUAAAAACAGAAGAUGAAAAAUAUAUUUAUAGAGCUAUUGAAGUAAGUAAACUAUAUGAAGAUAAAGUUAAAUCAAUUCUUGACAAUAAAAAACAUAAUAGUGAUAAUAAAGAACGAAAUGAUGGUUAUGAUUGUUAUUCAAAUGAAAGAUAUCCAUUCUUACAUGAACUAGAUGUAAAAUACUAUCUCAAAAUACCAAUGAGUACAGGAUGGAAUCAUUUUUGCUAUUUGAAAAAUCAACAUAAUGUUCUUUUUUUUAGACGACUUAAAAAUCCAUCAGCUAUACAAUAA
This is a messenger RNA of Plasmodium yoelii, 2436 nucleotides long. RefSeq lists its product as uncharacterized. The transcript is spliced from 2 exons. Gene Ontology annotation, molecular function: cyclin-dependent protein serine/threonine kinase regulator activity. NCBI's taxonomy places the organism in Eukaryota, Apicomplexa, Aconoidasida, Haemosporida, Plasmodiidae. The record is from RefSeq and is a predicted model, not a curated record. The coding region runs from base 1 to 2436 and encodes 811 amino acids.